AUGGCCGAGACGGUGACAGGCAAGAAGCGUUAUGCGCUGGUUGGUACUGGCGGUCGGUCGAUUUUCUUCUACUCCGCCAUCGCACAAGACUUCAGCAAAACGUCCACUAUUGUUGCCCUGUGCGAUACCAAUCAGACACGAAUGAACUUUGCAAACUCGAAGCUGAAGUCUCUGGGCCAUGCCGAGGUCCCCACGUUUCUUGCAACAAACUUCGAUCAAAUGAUCAAGGAAACAAAGCCCGAUGAAGUCAUCAUCACAACGAUGGACCGCACGCACAACAUCUACAUCGUCCGCGCACUAGAGCUUGGCUGUAACGUGGUCACAGAAAAGCCGAUGACCAUUGACGCACCUAGAUGCAAAGAAAUCUUCUCUGCAGUUGAGAGAACAGGGAAGAAUGUCCGGGUCACGUUCAAUUACCGGUAUGCGCCGCAUAAUACCAAGAUCUUUGAUCUGAUUCGAUCCGGUGCCAUCGGUAAAGUAACAAGCAUUCACUUUGAAUGGAUGCUGAACACCUCUCACGGAGCGGAUUACUUCCGCCGUUGGCACCGAGACAAGCGAAACAGCGGCGGUUUGCUCGUCCAUAAAUCGACACAUCACUUCGAUUUGGUCAACUUUUGGCUGCAGAGCCGACCACAGACCGUAUAUGCUCAGGGUGACCUAAAAUUCUAUGGACGGGAGAACGCAGAGGGCAGAGGAGUGACGAAGUUUUAUACACGUACACAUGGGAGCGAGGCCGCAAAGGAUGACCCAUUCGCAUUGCAUAUGGACCAGAAUGACCAGCUGAAGGCUAUGUAUCUGGAUGCAGAGCACGAAGAUAGCUAUUACAGAGACCAGAGCGUCUUCGGUGACGGAAUCAGCAUAGAGGAUACAAUGAAUGUUCUCAUUCGUUACAAGAACGGAGUGGUCAUGACCUACUCACUCACCGCAUAUGCACCUUGGGAAGGUUUUCGAGUGAAUUUUAACGGAACCGGGGGUAGGCUUGAAGUUGAAGUGGUGGAGAACAGCUACGUCAACUCUGGGGGCGAUCAAUCUCUUGAAGGCUCGCUUGAACGGAGAACAAUUCUUCUACGACCGUUGUUCGAAAAGCCACGAGAAAUCGAGAUUCCGGAGAGCAAAGGCGCUCACGGAGGCGGCGACAGCGUUCUGUUAAACGACCUGUUUGGAGAGCCUGUCUCAGAUGAGUACAUGCGAGCUGCAAGUCAUGUUGAUGGUGCAGCAUCGAUACUCACAGGCAUUGCUGCAAAUAAAUCAAUCGCUACCGGGCAAGUGGUGAAUGUCGAUGACAUUCUUGUUCUACCAGAGUAG
Phaeoacremonium minimum UCRPA7 is the source of this 1305-nucleotide messenger RNA. RefSeq names its product putative nad-binding rossmann fold oxidoreductase family protein. Lineage: Eukaryota; Fungi; Ascomycota; Sordariomycetes; Togniniales; Togniniaceae. The transcript has a single exon. Gene Ontology annotation, molecular function: nucleotide binding. The record is from RefSeq and is a predicted model, not a curated record. Bases 1 to 1305 code for a protein of 434 amino acids.